Molecule: messenger RNA, 1982 nt
Organism: Antechinus flavipes (yellow-footed antechinus)
Lineage: Eukaryota; Metazoa; Chordata; Mammalia; Dasyuromorphia; Dasyuridae
Product: myeloid cell surface antigen CD33-like
Exons: 6
Coding region: 399-1391 (330 amino acids)
Source: RefSeq, a predicted model, not a curated record
GGUUGUGACCCUUGUUUAUCCUGCACCUUUAGAUAUCACACAUUUCUGUCUACAACAUCCACUUCUCUUUUUUUCUCUGUCUUAGUGGGGAAAAGUUUGAAAGUUUCCCCUUUUCUAUUGUUUCUCACCCUUUUCUCUCAUGCAGUUACAGCCUUAUUAGACUUUAUACUUCCUGCCUUUCUACUAGGCAAUGUCAAUGUGGGUGAGUCAGGAGAAUCAGGUUAGAAGGUGGUGAGAGUUUCUUUGGGUCCCUCAGCUCCCAUCUUGUUUCAGAAGCUGUUCCCCAGGGAGCCAUUGAUCCCACCUUCAUUUUCCCAGUUUCCCCUUUGUUCUGAAUCCCUGGCACCCUUUGGGCAGAGUGAUCCAGAACUGGAGCUUGGUCUGUUCUUGAUUCAGAGAUGUUGCUGCUUCUGUUUCUCCCAUUCAUAGAGGGGUUCCAGAACUCACCUCCAGAUUAUUACGUGCAAAUGCCAGCAGCAGUGACAGUGCAGGAAGGCUUGUGCAUCACCAUUCUCUGUACUUUCCAUCACUGUCCAACCUCCUCUUCUCCAGCUCAUGGAUACUGGUUUAAGGAGAGGCCUGGUACCAAUGAAGUCGAACCUGUGGCUACAAAUGAGCCAAGACGAGAGAUUCAGGAGGAGUUUAGGGGACGAUUCCAUCUGGUCGGGGACCCUCUGGAGAACAACUGCACACUGCGCAUCACAGAUGCUCGGAAAGAAGACAGUGGGAAAUACGUCUUUUGGAUAGAAAGGGGAGAGGAAAAAUUCAGUUACUCCAAUUAUAAACUUGACCUGAAGGUGACAGACCUGACAGAGAAGCCAGUCAUCUACAGUCCAGAGCCCCUGGAGGAGGGCCAGCUAGUGACCUUGGUCUGUUUAGCCCCCUGGAUAUGUAGGGAGGGGACACCCCCGACCUUCUCCUGGACCGGGGCCGCCGUCCCUUUCCAACAGCCCAGACAAACCUUCUCCUAUUUCUCUGGGCUCUCCUUCGUGCCGAAGCUCCAGGAUCAUGGCAGCAACCUCACCUGUGGGAUGACCUUCCCUGGAGCCGGUGGGAGAGCUCUCACCGAGAGAACUGUCCAGCUCCAUGUAACCUCUAAAACAAAGCCAGUCUUUUUCACAUUCACCACAGGGACACUUUUGGGAUCUGGAGUCACAGCCUUUCUGGCCUUCUGUCUCAUCCUGACAUGUGUGAAGUUUCUGAGAAAGAAGAAGCGGGCAGAGGACCGAGAGGUCCAGGACAGGAAGGAGGUGGAUUGCAGUGAUCAGGUUCCUGGAGUCCCUUUGGAUCAACAGAGGGAUUCCAGAUCUCCCAGCCCUAACGCACCCACACAGUCAUCCCCAGGGGAGCUGUACUAUGCAAGCAUCAACCUUGGGAGACCCAGGUCCUGAGAAGAUCAGGGGAGCUAGAACCCAGAGAGUCUCGGGGGCCAAACCAAGCCUUCCAAGAAAGGUUCUCUCGGAGGCAUCUGCGACUCAUGGGGAAGAAGAAGAAAUAAAGAGAAUGCCUUCUCAUUCAUGCUUAGAAGAUGCUCUUUUGCUCUUUCUGGAGCCCUCAAGCCUUUUUCUUCUCUGCUCCCCCUGAAGUUCUAUUGACUGAAAGAGUUUUCCUUCUGCACUUCCAGGAGUGAAGAGAGAAGGCAUUAGAGAAUCAGGGAAGCAGAGACUUUUUCAGUAAUAUUCUUUUUUCCCCCAAACGUACUUGUCAAGGUGACAAAGCCCUGACUAUUUUAAUUAGGUUAUCAGAGUACACUGAAUGUCAGUGGUUGGAGGAUCCUUGUAUGGUAUUUAUUUUGGAACUAUGAUCUCCCCUCACGCUUUCACUGCUUUAGGUACUGAGAAUCAGUACACUAGUUUUCCUAGGGGAGUAACCCCUGAAUACUGGGUUUUUUCUAGUUCUCAUGAACCCUCAAUAGGGAGCUUUCCAACAUGAUUGACAGUUGGUAUCAAUCAGUCAACCAGACAUCAAUUAGUGAUUUAUUA